This is a messenger RNA of Geodia barretti, 356 nucleotides long. Lineage: Eukaryota; Metazoa; Porifera; Demospongiae; Tetractinellida; Geodiidae. The record is from the annotation of a GenBank genome assembly.
ACAAUAUACAACAAAGUACCUACAUAAUUAUGAUGAGGUAACAUAAUAUGUACCUGGAAUUCCAGUAGUUUGUGAUAAACGUCCUGUAUGGAAAAGUAGUAGAGAUUAUCUUACAUAAAAUUAUGAACCCACCAUCUACUCUCACAGUCACCUAGAACUGGGACCCAGUAGUAAUGGACUUAUUAACAACAUGUACAUGAUUGUGGACGAAGUGUGUACCUUGAUACAAACCAUUUUGGCGAGCAAGUACACCAUAAGCAGGAAGACACCAACAACAUUUCUCACUCCUCAUCGCACAAAAGACACUCCUCCCUCCUUCCCUUUAUCUCACUCCUAAUUGAACCCAUGAAUUCCUC